Messenger RNA from Amborella trichopoda, 1530 nucleotides. Its product is annotated as xyloglucan O-acetyltransferase 3. NCBI's taxonomy places the organism in Eukaryota, Viridiplantae, Streptophyta, Magnoliopsida, Amborellales, Amborellaceae. Gene Ontology annotation, molecular function: O-acetyltransferase activity. Gene Ontology annotation, cellular component: Golgi apparatus. The record is from RefSeq and is a predicted model, not a curated record.
UCUCUCUCUCUCUCUCUCUCUCUCUCUCUCUCUCAUGCAAGCAUGAAAUCCUCAAGCUUUGAAUUCCAUCCUUGCAAGAAGUUUUGUGGCAACAAUCCCACCAAAACCAUCUAUUUCUUGAUGGUUCUCCCCUUCUGCAUUUUUUUGGCUCUGUUUCUUCUCUCUUCUCCUGUGCCAAUAUAUAAGCAGCUGUUCUUUACUAGGCCUUCCCACCAUCAAAUUCUUGUAAUCCCUAAAGUGGAAGAUAGCUGUGACUUAUUUUCGGGGGGCUGGGUUUGGGAUCUAGAAGGCCCCAUCUAUACAAAUUCGACGUGCCCAACGUUGCCAGACUCAAAGAAUUGUGGGAAACAUGGGAGGAUUGAUACAGAUUAUAUGAAAUGGAGGUGGAAACCAGAUAGUUGUGAGCUCCCGAGGUUCGACCCCAAAAGAUUUCUGAAUCUUUUUCGCCAUAAAAAGCUCGUAUUCGUAGGAGAUUCAGUUGCAAGAAACCAGAUGGAGUCCCUUCUAUGCUUGCUUUCUCAGGUUGAGACCCCAACUGACAUCUACCACGACCACGACGACAGGUUCCGGCGAUGGCACUUCCCCUCCCACAAUUUCGUCCUCGCUGUCUUCUGGACCAAAUUUCUUGUCCACGCCGAUGAAAUUAUCAGAAACGGCCUUCCUUCUGGUGAAUUCAACAUCCACCUCGACCGCCCCGAUGCAAACUGGACACGUUCGAUCGCCCAAUAUGAUGUUGCAGUAAUCUCUGAUGCCCACUGGUUCUUCCGACCGUCCACAUUCUACGAGUCUGGUCACCCGAUUGGUUGUCUCUAUUGUGACAGCAACAAACGAAAGCUCAAAGAUUUAGGGUUAGCUUUUGCCCUUCGAAAGGCUUUUCAUAGCGCUUUAAGAGCUUUGAAAGAGUGCGAUGAAUGCAAAGGCCUGUAUUUUGUGAGGACUUUCUCGCCAGCUCACUUCGAGCACGGUUCAUGGAAUGAAGGGGGGCGGUGCAAUAGGACAGAGCCAUUGGGUCCAGAAGGGGUUAGCGAGAGUGCUUUCGAGUUAGAGGUGAGGGAAAUUCAGGUGCAUGAGGUAAAGAAAGUAAGCAAAGUAAGCAGGGACAAAAGAAUUAAGGUUUUGGACGUAACAAAGGCCAUGAUGGUGAGGCCAGAUGGACACCCUAACGAGCACUGGCACGGGCCAGAGAUGGAAGCAUUCAAUGACUGUAUUCAUUGGUGCUUGCCUGGUCCGGUCGAUGCAUGGAAUGAGUUGUUGAUGGAGAUGGUGGCGAGAGAAAGGUCCAAGGAGUGAGACGAAACAUUGGUAAGACAUGAAAGACUACCAAGAGUUUUUGUUGGUAUAGUGAAAGGUGGAGAUGGGGAUUCUUUUGGUCGAAAAUCCUGAUAAAACCCAAAAUACUGUUAAAACUUGUGUUUGACCGGUCCAACUAAUAGGACAAUUAAUACAUGUUUUUUUUUAAAAAAAAAUUUAUGUGUAGAACUGAAGAUAUUUGUGUUAUUACGGCUUGGUCCAAUAUUUUAGGUAAUUUUA